Molecule: messenger RNA, 3456 nt
Organism: Cavia porcellus (domestic guinea pig)
Lineage: Eukaryota; Metazoa; Chordata; Mammalia; Rodentia; Caviidae
Gene: Fam241a
Product: family with sequence similarity 241 member A
Exons: 2
Coding region: 148-537 (129 amino acids)
Cellular component (GO): intracellular membrane-bounded organelle
Source: RefSeq, a predicted model, not a curated record
GAGGCGGUGAGAGGGCGGGCGGGCGCUCCCGAGCUCCUGUCAGCAGCGAGCGCGGCCCAGCCGGGCGGCCUGGGUGACGGCCGUUGCCUCACGCGUGGUGGCGCGGCCCUCCGGCGGCCGUGCGGGACGGCGGGAGCCGGCGGCGGGAUGUGCUCCGCCGGGGAGCUGCUGCGGGGCGGCGGCGGCAGCGACGGCGGCAGCGGCGGGGAGCGCGACGAGGACGGGGCAGCGGAGCCCGAGCCGGAGCCGGAGCCCGGGGCGAGCGGGCGGGCGCGGGCGGAGCGCGAGCAGGAUAUUGAAGAAUCACAAAACCACACUGCUGAGCCUGUUGCAGAUGAUUACAAAAAGAUGGGAACACUUUUUGGCGAACUGAACAAAAAUCUCCUCAACAUGGGCUUCACAAGGAUGUAUUUUGGAGAGCUAAUUGUGGAGCCAGUAGUGGUCAUUUUCUUUUGGCUGAUGCUUUGGUUCCUUGGCCUACAAGCCCUUGGACUAGUGGCUAUGCUGUGCAUUGUCAUUAUUUGUGUUCAGCAGUAAAACGUGGUCAACUGAAUUGCUGGACAUUUGGUAGCAGUGUGUGUAACAGAUGAAGUUAUAUGUUUCGGCUUUUUGAAAGCCAAAAAUGUUUGACUUGAUUCAGAAUGUGUGGCUGGCUGUUUUAUAAUUAAAUUUCUAAGUGACUGUUGUUCACAACAAAACUAAACUCUUGGUUAUGACAAAGUUGGACACAUAUUUUGAAUAUACAUAGCUUUUUCAAAACCCUUGUUUCGCUCCUAUGAUCUGUACCCACUUUUAGACACCUCUGACACUCUGCUACAUCUUAAUUAACACUACCAGACAGCAGGGGAAAUAAUACAUGAAGUUCAAGUCAAGCAAUAUAGUUUUUAUAAAGAGUUCAAUAAAACAUUUUAGAAGAAAAAGGAAAUGAGCUUGAAAGUUUUAAUUUGAAAGCUGCACCACCUCCAACUUCAUCAGAUAAUUCUGUUAUUUGAGGAAUACUUGUAUUGGUAUUGUCCUUGCUCAGCCCAAGCCAAGAUUAAAUGAUAGUUAUCAUACACUACCUUAAUUAGUGGUAAAAAUGAACAAAGCUAGCACAUUUUCUAAAGAUUGAAAAGAAUAUGUUUAUUAUUGCUGGGGAAAGUUCUCAGGCUAAAUACUCUUUCUUAAUAGCAUAAUGCCUGGCCCUAGAGUUUCUUCAGUAUAUCAUUUGAGGUUGUAGACAGUUUUGGUGCUAAUUACUUUUUGUGAGUGUUUGAAGUCUCAUCAGCCAAGCCCAUAGCUGGCUGUACCCCAUGGUAAUACAUAGUUUGUUGUAUCCAACAAGUUGCAGAUUUUUCUUAGACAUUUUCAGUGUAUUUUUUUCAAAAAUUUAUAAUUUUAUACUUUUUUAUAACAAUUGUUCUAAGAUUUAAAACUAUAUAUUUACUAUCUUAACAUGAAUCCCCCCCCCGAAACUGAUCUAUAAUUUAUAGGUAUUCUAAGAAAAACUUUCAGGUCACUUUUCUUUGAUAUCUGUAUUGGAAAGUAUAGUAGUAUAAUACAAAAUCAGAUCCUUAAAUUUGACACUUAACAGCCAAUUAUAAUAUUCUUCCAAAUCUAAAGCCAAAUCACUAAGUACUUGGCUGCCAUGUUAUAAAUGUGUAUUAAUUUAGCAGUGUGAGAUUUUAUUUAAGUAUAUUUUGAAAAUAGAAUAUGACUUUAGUGAUAUUUUUGAUUUUCCUAGAGAACCUAAAAUCUUUACACUUUCAAGAACAAAAGAAUGGUAGUUAAGGUAAUUAUCUAGAAGUCUGAGUACCUAGGCAGUGGGCAUUUUCAUUUUGGGUGUGGCAAUAACCAAAACCUGUAAGAGUGUUUGCUGUUCCACUCUGUAAAGUUUCUGACCAAUCUAGUUUUAAAAAUUUAUUCUGCGAGUUCUUACCAUCUUUUAUGCUGAAAGAAAAUCUUUAAAAGGAAAACAUUUAGUUUAGAUUUCUAAAAUCAGACAACUCUAAACAAUACCAAUCAGGGACAGAAAGAAGCAUUUUACAUUUGUAUAAAUACAGAUCUUUUAAAAUUUGACUUCUGAAAAACAAAACGCUUUGUACUGUAUUAUUGUGUUUUUAUUAGGUUUACAAUAUUUUUAUAGCAAACUUAAUGAGCUUAGUGUAAGUGCGUUUGGAAAACGUUUUCAUUUGUAUACAGUACAUUUGCAAGAUUUUCAGUAGAUGUGAGAUUUUUUUGAUAUUUGCAUAAAAUAUUAAUAUGUGCAUUCUUUUAUAAAACUACCUGGACUUUUAAUUUCCCUUAGGAAUGCAAAACAAUGUAGUAUAAUAAUAACCACUCUGGGUCCACCAGCACCUGUGGUUGCCUGCUGUACGCGAGUUCCCAUGUCAUUCAGUCCGAUGUGCGGACUGUGCCUCUGCGCACUGGUGUUUAAUGGGGUGUUAUUAGAUUAGAGAGAGAAAUGGGGAGUGUGCUGCUGCUCUCCUUUCUACCUGUGUCGUUGGUUUAUGCAGUAUGCCAUCAAAUCUUUUGGUCUCAUGUAGGAGAAAAUUACGUUUAUUUGAGGAAGAUUAAAUAUUUUCUUUAAAGAAAUAUAUUACACUAUAGAAUGUACAAAUGUCUUGACAUGAAACUUAAUUUCUUUGGUUCAUGGUAUAAGAAAUUAGAUUGAAAAUUAUUCUUAGUUAUUUCAACCUCAAAUCUAAGCCAGAGAAACUGUUAAAUGCCAAAAAGAAACAGAAGAUGGGAUACAAAGGUUAUUAGAUAAUUAAUGUGUACUUCGCCCAGAGGAAAGGGUCAGAUCUGUGAAUACUGAAUACAGUGGCUACAUGAGAAAAUCAACCUCCCAUUACUGUAAACCUGCUCAGUGCCCGUCCUGGUGAGCUUGAUCCAUGCUGAGCCCCGGGGCCCUGGCCGGGGGCUGGACUGGCCUGCGGCCCGCUGUGCAGCUUCAGCCCUCAGUGACACCAGGUCUGCAGCUUAUCCGGCGGGGUGGGGUGAGCACAGCAAGCAGACCUGCAGCCCUGGCUGCUUCCCGGUGCCUUCUUCAUGCCUGUGGACAGGAAAGAGAACCAGAAGGGAUGUCGUGGUGUGAAAGACACGCGUGUGCGUGUCUCCCUGCUGACCCUGCAGAGCCAUGGCUCCCUUCGGGAGCAUCUCCUUUCAUCCGCUGAUCCCAGAGCAAACCCUGGCCUGCUUGGGGAGCUGGAACGGCACUGAGGGUGCGGUGUCCUGGAUGCAGACAGAGCUGGACACAGAAGCGGGCACUGGUACUCCGGCCAGGGUCCCCGGUCACUUAAGCCCAGAUUGCCGGGCACUGGGCAGUCGAGGGCGGCUAGUAGAUUAAAUUUUAAGUUAUUUUACAAAUGUUCAUUGAUUUCAAGUUAUUUAAAAUGAGCUCAAUUUCCAAUCUUGUUUUGAAAUUCUGUAUCACUUGUAUUUUUUUAUUCUCUAUAAAAUAAAAUGCUCUCAGUA